AUGGCACAUAGACAGCAGCAGGGUUUAAGCUGUAGAGAAUCUAAGAACAUCGACCGAGUUCGCGGGCCUAUAAACGAAGGUGGACUCUAUGCCGAACGACUAGGCUGGUUUCUCCUAGACUUUAAUGUACCGGGGAGGAAAUCCAACACUUCUAGCCAGUUGGAUGGUAUAUCAGAGUCUGGUGUACGAUUCUAUACUACAACUUUCUAUCUUAAUAUCGACAAUGACCUAGAUGCCCCUAUUAGAGUGUCCUUGUCUUCGCUAAACGGCACGGUAGCGCAUACGAAAUUCCCUAACCCUCCGGGCAUAAUUAAUAACCAUGGGCAGAACACGUUAGCUCUGAGUUUAUGGGCGCAAACCGAUGAAGUUGUACAGUUUGAUGGUGUUGAGCUAUUCACGUAUGGGCUUUAUCAAACGGAUUUUGAAUUUAACCGUGAUUGGAGUUAUUGA
Messenger RNA from Penicillium subrubescens, 450 nucleotides. Its product is annotated as beta galactosidase jelly roll domain-containing protein. Bases 1 to 450 code for a protein of 149 amino acids. Lineage: Eukaryota; Fungi; Ascomycota; Eurotiomycetes; Eurotiales; Aspergillaceae. The record is from RefSeq and is a predicted model, not a curated record. The transcript is spliced from 3 exons.